Corticium candelabrum is the source of this 1526-nucleotide messenger RNA. RefSeq lists its product as uncharacterized. Lineage: Eukaryota; Metazoa; Porifera; Homoscleromorpha; Homosclerophorida; Plakinidae. The record is from RefSeq and is a predicted model, not a curated record. Gene Ontology annotation, biological process: apoptotic process; positive regulation of apoptotic process; hippo signaling. Bases 57 to 1328 code for a protein of 423 amino acids. Gene Ontology annotation, cellular component: cytosol. Gene Ontology annotation, molecular function: molecular adaptor activity; protein binding. The transcript is spliced from 6 exons.
AUGUGUGACAUCAUAUGUAGUGAGAACAGAAAGCUCUGCCGUCGUGUGCCGUUUCGAUGCCACGACAAAAGAAGAAGGCCGCAUGCGGAGGCUCCGUCGCGCCGUGCAUCGGCCAGGGACGCUACAGAAAAACCGAAGAAGUCGCCCCGUCGCUAAAAGAAUUCAUGCAGACGACUGCUCGCAAGAAAACGACCCUGAGGCGGUCAGAGACGCCGCCCGAAGAGGCGAAGAGUCGAACAUGGGGCCGAGCGACUUCUCGGCGGACGAGCCCGAGUGUCUUUGCCGGUUGGAGUCACACGAUUGCGACUCAGUCAGACGGUUUAGGGAUGAGAGAGUGGAGUCCGGCUGUUGGUCAGCGACUGACUGAGUCGCAUUCGUGUAGCUCUAUACGGGACACUCGCGCGGUGCUGACUCCAUGCCGCAGUGACGGUCGUUUGAAUGGACGAGCCGGCGUCGUGACAUCAACGCCGUGGACGUCGGAUAUCUCACUGGAUGACUGUACGCGGCAUGUGUCACCGAACGGAGCCGAUACCGAGAGCGAUGAGUCAGGAUUGGGUCAGUGUGAGUUGAGGCGGCCAGCGAGACUGUUGCCGCGGCAACUCUCUAAAUCUUACAACUCAGUAGUCAAAAUGACGGCAUUCAGUUCAAUGAAAGGUGAAGAAGAAGAGACCAUUCAAUCAGAGAGAUCUCUUCCUGUUGGUUGGGAAGUUGCAAGGACAGCCACAGGCUGGAAAUAUUAUAUCAAUCACAACAUGGCAACAACUCACUGGAGUCAUCCAGGAGAGCUAGAAGAGUUACCAGACGGAUGGGAGAAAAUUCAGUCAGCAAAAUAUGGAACAUACUACGUGAACCACAUUUUUAAACAGACACAGUAUGAACGUCCAAGACGACCACGAGGUUCCAGUCUUCCUCGUCAUUCUGUCUCUCGGUUAUCUUUAGAGUCGAGAUCAAGUGGAGGCUCACACACUGCAGCAUCCCACAGACUGAGCGUCUACAGUCAGAACAGCAUGACAUCUCAAACUUCAAACAGCACAGAACUGAAGGCGUCAGAUGAAAUACCAGAUUGGCUGCUAGUGUACUCACGUACACACACUGACGAUCACAUGCUCAAGGUUGGUAGUAUGCAGUGGGAGGAGCUGUUUAGUUGUGAAGAUCUGGAAGUUUGGGAUAAGAUGCUACUCAAGCUGCAUAGGAAGGAGUUGGAGCGUAUUGUCAUGCAAUAUGAAGAGUACCGAGUCGCACUCACAAAGGCCAUUAAUCAGAAAGAAUGGCAAGAGAGGCGAACUCUACUAAAACUAGUCGCAAUGGCCGAGGAAACAUUUGUAUAGUGAAUUUGAUUUUAUAAUAUUUGAAUUGCUGACAAUGAAGAGAUAGCUAACACAUUGACGUUGGUGAAGUUUUGCAUAGUUAUUAGAGAGCAGUUUUAUAUCAACACAACAUUCCUGCUUGGAAGAAUGUUAUGUUUAUUGGUUGUUCAGUUUGAACUAACAUUUAUUGUAGGAAAUGCAACAGUAUUGUGAGACUCU